Molecule: messenger RNA, 2832 nt
Organism: Acaulospora morrowiae
Lineage: Eukaryota; Fungi; Glomeromycota; Glomeromycetes; Diversisporales; Acaulosporaceae
Source: the annotation of a GenBank genome assembly
AUGGCGAAAACUAUUGACGGAAAGGCUAUUGCAAAGUCCAUUCGAGACCAAAUUCAAGAAGAUAUAACCGAUUUGAAGAGAAAGUACGCUAUUUUUAAACCCCAUCUUGCAAUUAUUCAAGUUGGUAAUAGAGAAGAUUCCACAAUCUACGUAAAGCAAAAGGAGAAGGCUGCUAAAGAUGCUGGAAUAGAGUUCAGCAUAGAAAAGAAAAAUGAUUCCAUCACUCAACAGGAGUUGUUGAAAUUGAUUCGUGAUCUAAAUGAUAAUCCACUAAUCCAUGGAAUACUCGUUCAACUUCCAUUGCCAGGCCAUAUUGAUGAAAAACGUGUUACGGAAGCGAUUAACCCCAAAAAGGAUGUAGACGGAUUUCACGCAAAUAAUAUUGGAAGUUUGACUAAAAGAAAUGGGAGACCUCUAUUUUUACCCUGUACCCCCAAAGGAAUACUUGAAUUAUUGAAACGAACUGGAGUUGAAAUUUCUGGUAAACGCGCCGUUGUAAUUGGACGUAGUGAUAUUGUGGGUUUCCCGAUUUUUGUUUUAUUAUCGCGAAACAAUGCCACGGCUACCCUAUGUCAUUCCAAGACCGAAAACCUUCCAGAAAUAACGGCUGAUAUUUUAGUCGUUUCUAUAGGAUGUGCGGAAUAUGUCAAGGGUGACUGGAUAAAACCUGGUGCUGUGGUUAUUGAUGUUGGAACGAAUGCAAUCGAAGACCUUACUAAAAAAUCUGGAAUUAGAUGGGUAGGUGAUGUAGAAUUUUCAACCGCAUCUAAAGUGGCAUCCUAUAUAACCCCAGUUCCUGGUGGAGUUGGACCAAUGACAGUUGCAAUGUUAAUGGAAAAUACACUUGAAAGUGCAAAGAGAUACCUUAAAGAUAGCAGCGAACGAAAUAUUUCCAUUUUACCUUUGAAACUUCAAUCUCCUGUUCCAAGUGAUAUUGAUAUAUCAAUAGCUCAAAAACCCAAGUCUAUUAAGUCUUUGGCUAAAGAAUUAAGUUUGGCACCGAACGAGUAUGAGUUAUAUGGGCAUAACAAGGCUAAGGUUAAUCUUUCGGUGCUCGAAAGAUUGAAAUCAAGAAAGAAUGGCAAAUACAUUGUUGUUACUAGCAUUACUCCUACUCCAUUAGGAGAAGGAAAAUCGACUACAACUAUUGGUAUUGCGCAGGCCUUAGGAGCUCAUUUAGGAAAGCUCGCAUUCGCGUGUAUUAGACAACCAUCUCAAGGCCCCAUAUUCGGCAUAAAAGGCGGAGCAGCUGGAGGUGGAUACUCCCAGGUGAUACCGAUGGAAGAAUUUAAUUUGCAUUUAACUGGCGAUAUGCAUGCUGUUACUGCUGCUAAUAAUCUAUUGGCGGCUGCGAUUGACACACGAAUAUUUCAUGAAAAUACACAAUCUGACAAGGCCCUUUUUAAUCGCUUAUGUCCUCCUGUAAAGGGAAUUCGCAACUUUGCGCCUGUAAUGCUGAAACGUUUAAAAAAACUUGGGAUUGAUAAAACCAAUCCUGAUGAUUUGACAUCCGAGGAAGUCAAUAAAUUUGUUAGAUUGAAUAUCGACUCUAACACUAUUACAUGGCAGAGAAUAAUGGACACAAAUGAUCGAUUUUUGCGCCGCAUAACGAUUGGUCAGUGUGAAACGGAAAAAGGACAAACACGUCAAACAGGAUUUGACAUUUCCCCGGCAUCCGAAUGUAUGGCAGUACUUGCAUUAAGUACAUCAUUGGCUGAUAUGCGUGAAAGAUUAGGUAGAAUGGUGGUAGCCACUGAUAGAUCUGGAAAUUCAAUAACAGCUGAUGAUCUUGGAGUAGGAGGGGCAUUAACAGUGCUAAUGAAAGAUGCAAUAAAUCCAAAUCUUAUGCAAACAUUAGAAGGAACUCCGGUGUUUGUCCACGCAGGACCGUUUGCUAACAUUGCUCAUGGUAAUAAUUCAAUAUUGGCUGAUAAGAUCGCUUUGAAAUUAGCGGGAGCAGAAUGUGAUAGGGAAGGUAACGUAAUUGAAGGUGGAAGGUAUGGAUACGUGGUGACGGAGUCUGGAUUUGGCGCUGAUAUGGGAAUGGAAAAGUUUUUUAACAUCAAGUGUAGAAUAUCUGGUCUGAUACCUGAUGCUGUCGUGUUAGUGUCUACUGUAAGAGCUUUAAAGAUGCACGGAGGUGGUCCGACAGUUACACCAGGAAAGCCGUUACAUGAAGCAUAUUUCAGUGAAAAUCUCGAAUUAUUAGAAAAAGGAUGCGAGAACUUAGUUAAACAUAUCCAAAACGCAAGAAAAUAUGGAUUACCGGUUAUAGUUGCUAUUAAUAAAUUUACGGCCGAUACCGAAUCAGAAUUGUCAUUAAUUCGUAAGAUUUCCAUAGAGGCUGGGGCUACCGAUGCAGUACCGACUUCCCACUGGGAGUUAGGUGGGGCAGGAGCUGUUGAGUUAGGGAAAGCAAUAAUUAAAGCAACGGAAGACGAAACAGAAAAACGAGAAUUCAAAUUUUUAUAUGACGUCGAAAAACCCAUUGUAGAGAAGAUUGAGAUUAUUGCAAAGGAGAUGUAUGGCGCUGAUGGAAUAGAGUUAAGCGAACUAUCAAAGGAAAAGGUGAAGUUGUACACUCAACAGGGAUUCGCAAAUUUACCGGUAUGCAUGGCCAAAACCCAUUUAUCUCUCUCGCAUGACCCAACUCUCAAAGGUGCUCCUAAGGGAUUUAUUGUACCGAUCCGUGAUAUUAGAGCUUCUGUUGGUGCUGGAUUUCUGUACCCAUUAUUGGGCGAAAUGCAAACGAUGCCUGGAUUACCUACUCGGCCAUGUUUCUUUGAUGUCGAUUUGGAUCCGGAGACUGGUAGAAUCUACGGGUUAUUUUAA